This is a messenger RNA of Glycine soja, 392 nucleotides long. RefSeq names its product mavicyanin. Bases 1 to 387 code for a protein of 128 amino acids. NCBI's taxonomy places the organism in Eukaryota, Viridiplantae, Streptophyta, Magnoliopsida, Fabales, Fabaceae. Gene Ontology annotation, molecular function: electron transfer activity. The transcript has 2 exons. Gene Ontology annotation, cellular component: plasma membrane. The record is from RefSeq and is a predicted model, not a curated record.
AUGGGUCUUCAAGCUUAUCAAUGUUCCUGUUUAAUCAUGUUCUACCUUUGCCUCACGAACCCCUUCAUUUUUCUCUAUGCAAAGGGAGAAACCUACAUUGUUGGUGACAGUUAUGGUUGGGAUGACGUCUUGGAUUUCAGCAACUGGCGUGAUGGAAAAGAGUUUCAUGUUGGUGAUGUUCUAGUGUUCAACUACGAAAGAAGCCUGCAUAGUGUGUUGCAAGUUGAUUCCACUGCUUAUGAGAAUUGCAUAAAGGACUCGUAUACACAGAGGUUCACUAGUGGCAAUGACUCGGUGGUUUUAAAGGAAGGCAGAGCAUGGUUCAUAUGUGGAGUAGAUGAUCACUGUGAAAAUGGGCAGAAGCUUCACAUUACUGCAACUUCUUAGCUACU